Cicer arietinum (chickpea) is the source of this 837-nucleotide messenger RNA. RefSeq lists its product as uncharacterized. The record is from RefSeq and is a predicted model, not a curated record. Gene Ontology annotation, biological process: translation. Gene Ontology annotation, cellular component: mitochondrial large ribosomal subunit. NCBI's taxonomy places the organism in Eukaryota, Viridiplantae, Streptophyta, Magnoliopsida, Fabales, Fabaceae. Gene Ontology annotation, molecular function: structural constituent of ribosome.
GAAAUGUAAGACUCUCUUCUCUCACAUUUGCCACAAAUUAGUGAUUAAUUUGAGCCUUUAGACGAAAAGUGACAACCCUUACAAGUUAAAGACUAAAAUGUGUUUUACCCUUUUCUAAACGCAAUAAAACUUACCAAGUCUGCGUUUUAAACCCACAGGCAAGCGUUUCAGUCGACGCUCCAUCUCAUUCAGCACCGUCGCCGCCGCAUCGUAUUCUGCAAGUCCUCCGCCGCCGCACAGUCGUCUGAACGUCAUUCGGCGUUGUGUCAAAACCGCAGGAAUGACAACGAGAAUUGCAAUUCUGAGGGACACUGGAAGGAAAUUGGGCUGCGUUUUAGGGUUCAACAGGUGGAUCCAUUCCAUGCCUCAAUCUCCUCCUUUGGCCAGGAGCAUUGACCUUGGGAUUGGGACUCGGUCGUUUCAACCUGUUUUGCCUGAGUUUAGUUCCCCAAAUUUCUCUUUUGGUGGCUCUAUGGAGCUCAUGGCUGUCCCAAAAAGAAAGACCUCUCCCCAUAAAAGAGGAAUAAGGAAUGGACCCAAAGCUUUGAAACCUGUUCCUGUGCUUGUCUUGUGCAAGAAUUGUGGUACUGUCAGGCUUCCACACUUCUAUUGUUGUGGUGGGAAACCAAAGGACAAUAAUGGUGAAGAGAAUGGCCAAAGAUGAUUAUUAAGCUGUUUAUGAUAAAGCACCUUAUAUUAGUUGACGGGCAGAGCCACCCAUAUGUAGGUCUUGGUCUUGCUUCAGAUUGUUAGCCAUUUGAUGGGGUAGGUUGUUUGGUAGUAAUGCUUUACUUAAACAAUCCCUGUUGUUGGAUUGGAUUCUUUUUUUUUUUUUUU